AUGGAAUUUAAAAAUAAGUUUGCAGAAAUUUCAAAUUUCAAUACUCAUAUGGCUUUACGUAAUCUACGACCACCUGGUACUCGUGAUCGUAAAAUUCCUUAUGGUUAUGGAUUUAAUCUUGUCUCAUGUCCCAACUAUUCUUUUGAAAUUUUAGCAUGGAUUAGUAUAUGUAUUUUAACAAAAUCACUUGCAGCAUAUCUUUUUACUAUUGUUGGAUCCAUUCAGAUGUAUCUUUGGGCUAUUAAAAAACAUAAAAGUUAUCUUCCUACUGAUUAUGACUUUAUUAAUUAUUUAAAGAAAAAAGGACAUAAUCUCGAACAAGAAUUAAAUUUAACUGAGUUAAGAAAGGAACACCAGAAUAAUUUAGAUUGA
This is a messenger RNA of Entrophospora sp. SA101, 372 nucleotides long. Lineage: Eukaryota; Fungi; Glomeromycota; Glomeromycetes; Entrophosporales; Entrophosporaceae. The record is from the annotation of a GenBank genome assembly.